CACCCUGGAGCAAUACAGAGCUAGGGAACCUGGGGUUGUAAGGAUAUAGAACAGACUGAGGGGAGACAGAAAAAUAGAGAGAAAAAAGGGGAAAGGACAGAAGGAGAAAAGAGAGAAAGAGAGGUGGAGAGAAAAGAGACAGUCAGAGAAAGAGAUUAAGAGAGGAAGAAAGAGAUUGGGGGAGAUAGAGAGUGAAAGGGUGAGAGAGAUAGAGAGCUAUAGGAAGAGAGAUUUAAUGAGGGGCAGAGAGAGAGGAGGAAAGAGAGAGACUCUGAGAAGAGUGAGUAAGAGACUGAGGAAGAGUGAGUGAGCGAGAGGAAAAGAGAGAUUGAGAGAAUAGAGAGCGAGUUAGAGGAAGAGAGAGAAGAGAGUGAGUGAGUGAGGAGAAGAGAGACUGACAGAAGAGAGAGUGGAAAAGAGUGAAAGAGGAUAAGAGAGAGCGAGUAAGAGACCAAAAGAGAGACUGACAGAAGAAUAGAGAAUAGAGACUGAGAGAAGAGAUAGAUAAAAGGGAAGAAAUAUACUAGAUGUAAAGAGUGCAUGGACGCAGUACAGAUAGUGUAGGGCUGUAGACAAGGAUAGGGUCAGAUUAGACAUAUAUAUAUAGAGGCUAAACACUAAGGGAAAGAAGAGAGGAAAUUAAUAGAGCUUUUAAAACUGGAGACACUGAGAGCUUGGCCAGGGAUCCAAUCACUGUGCAGCGCUACACAGAGAACGAACAAAAACCACUAUCCGAGAGAUAAGAAACUGCACAAGACAGGGGGAAGGAGUGGGGUGUACCCUGGGGCUGGCUACACACUGUAAAUUCCUAACCUCAGUCAACGUUUCAAAGGAUAUUCAGCUGCAAUCCCCUCUCUCUCAAAAUGCCAUCUCUCCUGCCCCUGUUUUUCCUGGCACUCUUUUCGCUAGAUACUCUCUCUGUACCUACCUCUCCAAGUCAGCCAGGCUGUGCGGAUGGAAAUGGGGUUCGGGAUCUUCUGAAACGCCUAGAAAUUUUGGAAAAGUUGGUGAGGGAUAUUAAGGGACAGUGCAGUCAACCUUGUUGUGCAAGUGGGCAAACGGGUGCAGAUGACCCAUCAAGCCAUCGACCACUACCUUGCCCGCAGUCCUCUGAUGCCUGCCCCGAGGGAUGUGGAGGUGAUGCUCGUGGUAUCUGUGUGGAUGGGCAGUGCCAGUGUAAAGAUGGUUACAUGGGGGACAAGUGCGAGCUGGAAACUUGCCCAGAUGAUUGUAACGACCAAGGUCGCUGUGUGAAGGGGCGCUGCAUCUGCUUUAAGGGAUAUUUUGGUCCAAAUUGUGGCUCUAGAACCUGCCCUAAUGACUGCCAAAACAAUGGCCGAUGUGAAGACGGCAUUUGUAUUUGCGACUCUGGCUAUGUGGGACUGGAUUGCAGCACUAGAAUCUGCCCCAAGGACUGUCUGAACAGAGGGAAAUGUGUAAAUGGCAUUUGUGUCUGUGCAUCUGGAUUUACAGGAGUGGAUUGUAGCUCUAGAACUUGUCCCAAAAAGUGCCUGAACCGAGGGAAGUGUGAAAAUGGAGUCUGUGUUUGUGCUUCUGGAUUCACUGGGCCAGACUGUAGCUCUAGAACAUGCCCCAAUAACUGCCAAAAUCAUGGUCGUUGUGAAAGAGGCGUUUGUGUCUGUGAUCCAGGAUUUACCGGUUUUGACUGUAGCUCUAGAACAUGCCCCAACGACUGUCAUAAUCAUGGGAGAUGUGAGGAUGGUGUUUGUGUCUGUAAUCCUGGAUUUUCUGGAUCUGACUGUAGCUUAGAGACCUGCCCAGAGGAUUGUAAUGAGCAAGGCCAGUGUGUGUCUGGGGUGUGCAUUUGUGAACCCGGUUUUGUUGGCAUAGACUGUGGAACUAGAAUCUGCUCUCCAGAAUGUGAAAGACGUGGAAGGUGUGAAGAUGGAGAGUGUGUUUGCAAUCCUGGGUACACUGGUACAGACUGUGAAACAAAAACCUGCCCUAAUGAUUGCAACAAAAGGGGUAGGUGUGAUGAUGGAGAAUGCUUGUGUGAUUCAGGAUACACUGGUAUAGAUUGUGGGUCUAGAACAUGCCCCAACAAAUGUCACAACCAUGGUAAAUGCGAAGAUGGAGUCUGUGUCUGUAACCCUGGAUAUACUGGCCUGGACUGUGGCUCUAGAACAUGCCCCAAGAACUGUAGUGGAAAUGGGCAAUGUGUAAAUGGCAAGUGUGUAUGCGAUUCUGGGUUUUCUGGACCAGUUUGUGGCAUUAGGACAUGCCCAGUUGGAUGUACCAAACAUGGCCGCUGUGUGAAGGGAAGCUGUAUUUGUGCUCCAGGAUUUACUGGACCAGAUUGUGGAACUAAACUGUGUCCCAAAAACUGUCACAACCAAGGACGUUGUAAAGAUGGGGUCUGUAUCUGUGAUUCUGGAUUUGAUGGUCUGGAUUGUGGUUCUAGAACUUGCCCCAAUGAUUGUAAGGACCAAGGCCAAUGUAAUAAUGGUGUGUGUAUUUGCAAUUCUGGAUUUAGCGGACUGGAUUGUGGGUCUAAAACUUGUCCCAACAACUGCCAAAACCGGGGUCAGUGCAAUGAUGGAGAGUGCUUUUGUGAUUCUGGAUUUACCGGUCCAGAUUGUGGAACUAGAACUUGCCCAAAUGACUGCUACUACCGUGGUCAAUGUGAAGAUGGCAUCUGUAUAUGUGACUCAGGUUACACCGACAUUGAUUGUGGAUCUAAAACGUGUCCUAAUAAUUGUCACAACCAUGGUCAAUGUGAUGAUGGAGAGUGUAUUUGUGAUUCUGGAUACACUGGUAUGGACUGUGGCUCUAGAACCUGCCUGAAUGACUGUAAAAAUAGAGGUGUGUGUGAUGAUGGAACAUGUAUUUGUGAUUCUGGAUACACUGGUCCAGAUUGUGGAUCCAGAACCUGCCCCAACAACUGUAACAACAGAGGUAAAUGCAAUGAUGGGGAGUGUGUCUGUGAUUCUGGAUACACUGAUCUGGACUGUGGAUCUAGAACCUGUCCAGAAAACUGCAACAGCCGAGGUCAGUGUGAGGAUGGAGUGUGCAUUUGUGACUAUGGGUAUACUGGAGUAGACUGUAGCUCUACAGCCUGUCUAGAAAACUGCCAUAACCAUGGCUCAUGCGAUGAUGGCAAAUGUGUUUGUGAUAUUGGAUACACAGGCCCGGCCUGCGAAUUAAGAACAUGUCCAGAUAACUGCCUGAACCGUGGCCGGUGCGAGGAUGGCAUAUGUGUGUGCCAAGCUGGAUAUACAGGUCCUGAUUGUGGAUCUAGAGCCUGUCCCAAGGACUGCAGCGGCAAUGGCCAAUGUGUGAAUGGAAAAUGUGUCUGCAAUUUGGGAUUUUCUGGACCAGUCUGUGGAGCUCGUUCCUGUCCUGGAAACUGCGCUGGACGUGGGAAGUGUGUGAAUGGUCUCUGCAUUUGCAAGAAAGGCUUCACAGGAGUCGACUGCAAAGAGGUAAUCACAGAGGUAACAGCGGUCACUGGCCUGCGUGUCACAUCACAGGAAGAGACCACAGUGACUCUCGAAUGGGACCCCCCACAGACAACCCCAGACUCUUAUGACAUUUCUUUUAAAUCCAAGAAGGAGAAUGGUUUAAUUAACGGUACUCUGGAGGGGUCAGUUACCUUGUACCGUCAGACGGGUCUGGCGCCUGGCGAGGAAUACACUGUCACCAUACAUCCUUGCAAGGGACAGACCGUGGGGCCUGAUACUUCUGUUACUGCCAUUACUAAAGUUGAAGCUCCACGUGGACUCCGUGUCACAGAGCUCACCAUCUCCUCUUUCCUUCUGAGAUGGGAACGCCCCCAGUCCCUUCCAGAGAGGUACAUUGUUACACUAACAAUGCCCAAUGGGAAGGAGAGGAAGCUACGGGUCCCUGGAAAAGGGGACAAGGCAAGAAUCACAGGUCUGGAGGAAGGAACAACGUACAAGGUGACCCUAAGGGCAGAGAAGGGACAAGAGCAGAGUGAUGAGCUUGAAACAACAGCCAUAACAGCUGUUGGUGGUGGACGAAAGAACCUGGAUGAUGAUCCUAGAACAGUGGUAACCUCACAAAGUCAAGGUAGACCUGAAAAGAAAUUAUCUUCUGUAGAUGUGGAUCAUACAGAUCCUGCAUCAACUGUGGGAACUUCCUCUAAUGUAGGUGUGGGAGAAGAUGGUCUCCAGACAAGAGAGGUCUUAACAGACGAGCAAUACAAAAAAGGGAGUAGGGUAACACAUACCACCAAAAAGAAUACUAUUACAACCAUUAUCACCACAUAUCACACUCACCACCGUGAACAUGAAGGAGAGGAUGAUGUUAAUGUGGAAGAGCAAGGUCUAGUACCUGGCCAAGACAAAAUGGCUGUGACCACUCUUGUAGAAGAAGGAGAUCUUGGAGAGAGAUUUCAAGGGGAACCAAAUGUAAGGACUACCCAUUUUACAGAAAAAGUGCCUGGGCAUAUUGUAGAGAGAUGGGUUGUGAGAAGGAAUAUUACACAUUUUGGGACCUCCGGAGAGGAGACGCCAACAUACCUUCAGGAAGCGGAUGAAAAGACCAAAAAAAUUUACACUCACCUUAAGUUGCCUCCCUCUGAAUGGGAAGACGUUAGAGAAACAUCUGAUGGUUUGAAAAAAGGAGCACAAGUUAUUCAUUUUGGGUCCUCAAGAGAGAUGACUACAACACAUUCCGAGGAUGAAGAAUUGGCUACCCAAGUUCAAAAAGAAAGUGGAACCAAAAAUCCAUACAUCCAAAGUAAAUUCACCCUUCACUCUGGAAGUACUGAGCAUACAGAAACUUUAGCCAGAGAAUUGGAGCCAAGUGUUUUGCAUGAGAGCAACUCCGAAAAAGACCACAUGGACAGUAGUGGAGAAAAUGACUCAACUGAUGUCACAGCAGAUGGCAAAAAAUUGAAAAAAACAUCUACUAAAGUCACUGUACAUAGGAUUGUAACUACUUCAAAAAUAAAGCAUGUAGGGAAGGAAAGUAGGGAUCAUAAUGAGACCAAUUCAGAGAGAGAUGUGGAAGAGAACUUGAAGUUAGGGAAUAAAAACCAGACAAGAAUAGGGAAAACCCCAGUUCUGAGGGGAUCUGUUAUAAAGGAUGUUAUUGAGAACCUCCCAGAAAAGCUCUCCAUGUACAAUGGAACAUUUAUCCAACGUCUAGAAAGUUACCUACGUGCUACCAAUUACCCUCUAAAGGGCAACCAGACCAUUCAAUCAGUGGCCAGAUCAAUUUUCCUUUACUUGGUAAAGUGGAAGCCCCACAGCUUUACAGGACUGGUUUAUGAUCGUCUCCCUCAAAAGACCCCAGGAGCAAUAGGAAAUGAGGAACCCACAGGGUCAUCUAGAAUACGCGGUAACAGUGGUAGACUGGAAGAUGCUGUAGAAGAAACACAAGAAAAAAUAUCUUUGAAUUCAAAGGGGAGAAAGCCAGAGAGUAAAAAAAUUCCACCACUUCAUUCUGAGUUAAACACAUUAGGAAGAGUGGAAGCUGCAGGGGAAGUAGAAAUUCCAGUAUCAUUGACUGUACAAAACUAUGGGUCCAUUUCUGACCAUACAGAUGCAAGUAAUAGUGUAGUAAAUCUAAUUCCUAAUCUAGAGAAAAGGCAAGUAGAUAAAGAAGGCACCUCAAAAAAUACAACUACAAAAGCUACAUUAGAAAAGAUCUCUGGUAGGGGAUCCCAUAGAAGAAUAACUCCUACUAAAAAGCCUCCAAUUUCUGAGACGAAAAAGGAAUUUUCUGUGGAUGAAAGGGUUGUGUCAAAAACUGAGAUAAAGGAAAAGGAUAGAAUGGAUAUAGAAGACAGAGAGGGACAAACCUCAAAGGAUUAUGAGAAACCUACUAAUAGAACAAAACCAGAUAGGUCCACUGUAAGGCCUGUAGAACAAGGCAUACCAUCUACCCAUCCAAAGAAAACAACACAAACAUCUAAGCCUUCCUCAGAGAUUACAGAAGAAAGUAAUGUUGAACGGAGUUCACCAAUAUCAGAAAAUCUGAAAAUAAAACCAGAAUCUGAGAAAGAGGAGGAUGUGUCUGAAGGAUCAUUAAUUUAUGAUAUCAAGAAGAAAGAAGACCUAAUUAAAGGAGAUACCAAAACACAGAAAUAUCCUCAAAUUUUGGCACCAACUCAUCCUAGAGUCAGACAAGGGCAAAAGGAGAGAGACAGGGAACUUGUAAAUGAAGGAUUGGGCAGUAGUGAGAGCACUGGUAAAGAAAGGGAGUCAUCAUUGUUGAUUAAACAAGAAAUAAAUAAAGAAACAAGGAUAAAGGAAGAGAGAAAAACUGUUGUCAACCAAAUUGUUGGCUCUGUAGAUGAACAAGACCAAACUGACUCGUUGAGAGAUACAUUUUCUGUUAAGGUGCCUGGACAAGGGUCUCAUGGCUUACAAAGGAUUCUACAGAAGACUUCAACCAGCCUUGUGCUAUCCUUAGAGGGUCUUGGAGUUCUUUGGGACAGGGUUUUAGUCCUUUACCGUCCCUGGCCUCCCAGCACCCGGGUCUCUCCUCAGCAACUGGAAGUGGAGAAAGGAGCAAAGGAGUUGGAGAUCGGGGGUCUUAAACCAGGGACAAGUUACAGAAUUGAACUUCAUGGGUUUGUGAGGGGCCGCUCAUCCAAGUCCUACUCACUAGUAGCUGUCACAGCCCAGGAGCCGACUCCCACUCCUAUACAAUCAGAAAUCAAGGCGACCAUUGCUCCAACAACUCCUCAAGCAGAAGUGAUCCCUACCAAGGCUCCUACAGUCACUCGAAGACCAACUGGAUCCAUGGCUCAGAUGGGGGCUCUGCAAGUGCGAGAUGUGACAAGUGACAGUGUCACCCUAGUAUGGAAGGCCAGGAAUGGCACCUAUGAUUCUUUCCUAGUCCGUUAUGAAGAUGUGACAGACAACCUCAGGCCACCGCAAGAAACAUCAGUUCCUGGAGAUCUUAGAAUAGUGACACUAAAUGGACUUAUCCAGAACACCAGAUAUGCUGUGUCUGUCUAUGGGGUGAAUGGAGGAAAGCUCUCCCGACCACUUAAAGAGGAGGUGACAACAGAGUCUGAUGCAGACAGAGGCACAGCCCCUCGCCUUUCUCCUCUCUCAGUGUCUGAUGUCAGGCCGGACUCAUUUAUAUUAACUUGGGAACCCCUAGAUGGAGACUUUGAUGCAUAUUUGCUUCAGUAUGGACCUCCUGGGGGUCCCAGCCAAGAACUUACUCUAAGAGGGGAUGAAACAUAUUUCCGUCUCACUGGACUGGUCACAGGGGUCAAUUACACAGUGGAACUUCAUGGAAUAUGGGGAGAAAAGUAUAGUGAACCAGAGAAUAUUUAUGUGUUGACAGUGAAGCCUCAGCCUCCCCAACUGGAAUCUCUAUCUGUUUCUGAUGUCCGCAGUGAUUCAAUUGUUCUCUCCUGGCUUGUCCAAGGCGAAGACUUUGAUUCCUUCCUCCUGUCCUAUCGAGAUGCUGAGGGUAAACAGCAGGAAAAAUCUCUGGAAGGAGAUCUCCGUACUGUCAAAAUUAAGGACCUAAGGCCGGGAAAAAAGUAUAAAUUUGCCCUGUAUGGAAUUUCAGGAAAUAAGAGAAGCAAAUCAGUGAUAGCUGAGACCGUCACAGCAAAACCUGUGCCUCCUCAUUUGGAAUCAAUCUCCGUAUCAGAGGUCCACAGUGACUCUAUCGGACUUUCCUGGGAAGUUAAAGAUGCAGAAUUUGACACGUUCCUUCUCUAUUACCGAGACGCGGAGGGGAAACCGCAGGAAAUUUCUCUUGAAGGAAAUCUCCGCACUUUUACUGUCAGUGACUUGAGGCCUGGAAAGAAAUAUAAAUUUGUUCUGUAUGGCAUUUCAGGAGGGAAGAGAGGAAAAGCUGUUAUAGCAGAAACCAGUACAGCACGAAGGGAGAAACCAGUUGCACCUUCUCCCUCUACUCCUGCUGUUGCCCGUCUGGUGGAUCUGGAAGCCUCUGAAGUGGGUAGGGAUUCUGUGAAGUUAUCCUGGAGAGUAGAAGGGGAACCUCCUUUUGAAUGGAUUGUGGUACAGUAUCGGGAUCCAGAAGGGGGAGUCAGAGAGCUGCAAAUUCCUGGAGGAGACACCAGCACAUAUGUACCAGGGCUGCUGCCAUCCAGAAAGUAUAAAUUCAAUGUCUAUGGUGUCAUAGGAGAGACGAGAAGCAAAAGUAUUUCUACUGAGGUUAUGACAGAUUUCCCUGAGGCUGUUGGACAACCUUCUUCGCUUCUGGAUGAUCUCUUCCUAGCUCCACAAGGUCCUCAUGCAAUGCUUCUCUCCUGGGAGGCUCCUGAGGGCUCCUUUGACUCUUUCCGUGUACAGUACACACCCCAGGGACAUCAGGGGUCAACAAAAGAAGCCUGGGCUGAAGGUUCUGCCCGCACACUUCUUCUGUCUGAUCUUCAAGCUGACACUCUUUACACAGUGACAGUAUAUGGUGUGCGUGAAGAAAAAGAGCAUGACAGCCUGGAAGCAACAGGGAGGACAGGACCUCUUGAACUGGAACCCCCACUGAACAUACGAUUUAAUGACAUAGGAGAAACAUCUGUCAUUGUGAACUGGGACCCUCCUAGUCCUGAAACCACAACAUUCAAAGUAUCCUAUCAACUGGCCGAUGGAGGGGAACCAGAGAGCAUCAGUGUGGUGGGCUCCAGUACCCCCCUUCAAGGCCUGAUCCCAGGGACUCGCUAUGAGGUCACAGUGGUUUCUGUGAGAGGCUUUGAAGAAAGUCAACCUCUAACUGGAUACACAACUACGGUUGGAGGUGGCCCACGCUCUCUUCGUGCUCUUGACGUCACUGAAGAGUCAGCUCUUCUACGCUGGGAUCCACCACUAGGACCUGUGGAUAAUUACUUAGUGACAUAUACAGCAGAAAAUAUACACACAGUUACACAGAAUACUGAUGGUGACCGGACUGAGUAUCGUCUCACCGGGCUGCAACCUCACAGUGAAUACACAGCGAGCGUACAGAGUAUACAUGGGUCUAAAAUCAGCCCCCCAGCGACCACCUCCUUCACUACUAGUGACAACAGCCCACGGGAUCUCUCGGCCAGUCAGAUCAUGGCACACAGCGCACUGCUCACAUGGACUGCGCCACAGGCGCUCCCUGACGGCUACAUACUAACCUACACCGCGCCUGAAGGUCACGUGAAGGAAAUCCGUCUAUUGCCGAAUCUCUCCUCAUUUACCAUGAGCCAGCUGACGCCUUCUUCACAGUACCGAGUCCAGCUCCGUGCCCUUUAUGGCGGUACCAGCUCCGCUCCUAUUUCCACAUCCUUCACUACAGGUCGUCUGAGAUAUCCAUUUCCUAGGGAUUGCUGGGAGCAUCGGAUGAAUGGAGAUUUAAAGUCUGGUCCAUUCACUAUAUACCUGGGGGGAGCUAGAGAAGAAUCUCUACCUAUAUAUUGUGACAUGGAGACUGAUGGUGGAGGCUGGAUCGUCUUCCAGAGGCGGAUGGACGGAAGCACAAAUUUCUUUAGAGACUGGAACGAUUACAAGGAUGGGUUUGGGAAUCUAACUUCAGAGUUCUGGCUUGGCAACAUCGCACUGCACUAUUUGACAUCUUCUGCGCCAUAUGACUUGCGGGUAGAUCUUCGGGCAGGAGAAGAAUCAGCUUAUGCUGUCUACGAUGAUUUUCGAGUAGAGUCUGAAGAUCAACACUUCAGACUGCGUCUGGGACAAUAUCGAGGAGAUGCAGGGGAUUCUCUGGGCUAUCAUAACAACAUGAUUUUCUCCACUCGUGACCGAGAUGCCAAGAAAAGAAUCUUACCAUGUGCCAUGUCAUACCGCGGAGCCUGGUGGUACCGCAACUGUCAUUACUCCAACCUAAAUGGGAUGUACGCAAACAAUAAGGACCACCAGGGUAUUAACUGGUUUACGUGGAAAGGUUUUGAAUUUUCUAUCCCAUUCACUGAGAUGAAGAUACGACCAAGAGGAGUAGGCAAUUGGCGGCGUUUCUAGAGCCUCUGGCAAUGUGGAACCACUUUACUGAAAACUGGAAGCAUUGUGGCACCCCCUGAUAUAUACGCCCCCCACCUUAUUCCUCCGGAGUCUGUCUGGAUACCUAUAGAGGUGGAAGCUAGCAAAAAAAAGUUAUCGAACCAGAAUGUAGAGUCUUAUUAUUUCAUGUUCUAGACUAGAUUAGGGAAUACUGGGUCUAGAACAAGGUCGAAGGUCUUUUGUCAGUCUCUAGAAAAGUAUGGGAUCAGUGGCCCUACAAAACUAGAACGUUAAAAAAGAUUUGCAACUUAGAACUACAAAUAAGCUAGGAGCAGAAUCUAGAAGCUAAGAGAAAACUGCUUACAAAAUCACGAAAAAAGCGAUUAAAAUAUGAAAACUAAAUAAAAAGGAUACUUGGAAAACAUUUUAAAAGGGGAAUUGUAUCUAUGUGAGAAGUACAUCUCCUAAAUAAUAUGAGCGGGGGUGUCACAGCCAUUAGAAGGAAGGUGGUUAAGGUUUUUUUUAACCCUAUGCCCCCUACCAAUAUAUAAAUAUAUAUAUAUAGCAAAUGGAUACACUGUCUAUUUUUAUAAAAACACAUCGUAGAGAGGGAAAUUAUGGGAUAGAAAAAGAUGGAGGGGGUGUGUUCAGUAAACUGCUUGCAAUAAAAAACUGAUGGGACAUUAACCUUGUUUCUAUGUGUGUGCGUAUAAAUAUAUAUAUCAGAUACAGAGUAAUUAAAUAUGCACAAUUUUA
This is a messenger RNA of Bombina bombina (fire-bellied toad), 10646 nucleotides long. Its product is annotated as tenascin-X. Lineage: Eukaryota; Metazoa; Chordata; Amphibia; Anura; Bombinatoridae. The record is from RefSeq and is a predicted model, not a curated record. The coding region runs from base 864 to 9911 and encodes 3015 amino acids. The transcript is spliced from 25 exons. Gene Ontology annotation, molecular function: protein binding.